CGGGUGGUGACUGGGAAGGGAGCGGGCUGCAGACAGCCCAGGCUUGGGCUGACGAGCGGCGCGGGCAGGAGCAGGGGAAGGUCCAAAAGGGGGCAAAUGCAGGAGGAAUGGUCCCGGAGAGGGGCGAGGCUGGGCUGGAGUUAAAUGAAUCAAAGUGUUGGGCUGGGCCAAUUAUCCCGGGGAGGCGGGGGAUGAACCUGGGCCCGGGUAGGGCCUGGACUCUCGGUGGGUGUGUGGCUGGGGAAGAGGGUGUGCUACUAGGCUGGGGACAAGACAAGACAGGUGCACGGUGCCGGCCCUGGGAGCGGAGUGGAAGCUCAGAGCACCGGCGCCAGCCAGCGGGCGAGGGGCGUGGGGGCGCCGGGGGCAAGCCGGGAAGGGGGGGCGGGCCUCCCCCUGGGCCGGGCCGGGGCGGCGCUAGGACCGAGCGAGCCGAGGGAGGGCGCCGGGCGGAGCCAGCGCCCCCCGCCCCCCGCCGGCCGGCUCCCCUCCCCCGGCCGCUGGCUCGCUCGCUCUCGGCGCUGCAGAGGCUCUAAGGCGGCGGCGGCGGCUCCCUCAUCCCCUCCCUCCGGUGUCUGUCGGUCCGUCCGCGCGAGCGUCAGUCCGUUCGGCCUCGGUCCGGCCCGCAGCAUGGCCGGCGUCAGCUUCAGUGGCCACCGCCUGGAGCUGCUGGCGGCGUACGAGGAGGUGAUCCGGGAGGAGAGCGCGGCCGACUGUGCUUUCCCUACCCAAAACUGGCUGCCUAGGACCUGACAGUUCUGUGAGCCACCCCUCCCUCUCCCCAGGGCUCUGUACACGUAUGAGGAUGGCUCAGAUGACCUCAAGCUUGCAGCCUCAGGAGAAGGGGGCUUGCAGGAGCUCUCUGGCCACUUCGAGAACCAGAAAGUGAUGUACGGCUUCUGCAGCGUCAAGGACUCCCAGGCCGCCCUGCCAAAAUAUGUGCUCAUCAACUGGGUUGGUGAAGAUGUGCCCGAUGCCCGGAAAUGUGCUUGCGCCAGCCACGUGGCUAAGGUGGCUGAAUUCUUCCAGGGUGUUGACGUGAUUGUGAAUGCCAGCAGUGUGGAAGACAUCGAUGCUGGUGCCAUCGGGCAGCGGCUCUCCAAUGGCCUGGCCCGGCUCUCCAGCCCGGUGUUGCAUCGGCUGCGGCUCCGAGAGGACGAGAACGCUGAGCCGGUGGGUACCACCUACCAGAAGACAGACGCAGCCGUGGAGAUGAAGCGGAUUAACCGGGAGCAGUUCUGGGAGCAGGCCAAGAAGGAGGAAGAGCUGAGGAAGGAGGAAGAGCGGAAGAAGGCCUUGGACGCCAGGCUGAGGUUUGAGCAGGAGCGGAUGGAGCAGGAGCGGCAGGAGCAGGAGGAACGCGAGCGGCGCUACCGGGAGCGAGAACAGCAGAUAGAGGAGCACAGGAGGAAACAGCAGACUCUAGAGGCUGAGGAGGCAAAGAGGUGGCUAAAGGAGCAGUCCAUUUUUGGUGACCAGCGAGAUGACGAGGAGGAGUCCCAGAUGAAGAAGUCCGAAUCUGAGGUGGAGGAGGCAGCUGCCAUCAUUGCCCAGCGUCCUGACAACCCUCGGGAGUUCUUCAGGCAGCAGGAGCGGGUUGCGUCGGCCUCCGCUGGCAGCUGUGACGCACCCUCACCCUUCAACCACCGACCAGGUCGUCCGUACUGCCCUUUCAUAAAGGCAUCGGACAGUGGGCCUUCCUCCUCCUCCUCUUCCUCCUCUUCCCCUCCACGGACUCCCUUUCCCUAUAUCACCUGUCACCGCACCCCAAACCUCUCUUCCUCCCUCCCAUGCAGCCACCUGGACAGCCACCGGAGGAUGGCGCCCACUCCCAUCCCCACCCGGAGCCCGUCUGAGUCCAGCACAGCCUCCACCCCUGUCACGGAGCAGAUUGAGAGGGCCCUGGAUGAGGUCACAUCCUCACAGCCUCCGCCCCCGCCUCCACCACCCCCACCAGCUCAAGAGGCCCAGGAGUCUUCCCCUAGACUGGACGCCGAGGAGACCAGCAAGGAGGCCGAAGCAGCAGCGAGCCCUCAGGCCUGGGCUGGCUGUGCACAGGAGCCCCCUCCGGCACAGGAACCCCCCCUGUUGCAGAGCAGCCCCAUGGAGGACUUGAUGUGCACAGACCUCCCAGAGCAGGCUGUCCCGGCCGCCCCCGCAGAGCCCGCUGCCUCUGUCACCUCAGUAGCUGAGACCCAUGCGGCUGAUACCAUGGAGACUACCACUGCCACUACUGACACCACCGUUGUCAACAGUGCCAGCCCCGCCACUGCCAGCCUCAUUGACCUAUGGCCUGGCAAUGGGGAAGAGGCCUCAGCACCUCAGGCUGAGCCCAGGGCACCCAUACCACCCUCAGGUGCUGAGGCCUCCCUGGCAGAGGUGCCUCUGCUGGAGGAGGCACCUCAGGAGCCGCUGCCACCAGCGGGUGAAGGCUGUGCCAACCUUCUGAAUUUUGACGAGCUGCCAGAGCCUCCGGCCACCUUCUGUGACCCAGAGGAGGAAGCAGAAGGGGAGCCGGUGGCCGCCUCCCAGGUCCUAACGAUGCCCUCGGCUCUCGAGGCGGUAGAUCAGGUGCUGGAGCAGGAGCUGGAACCAGAACCUCACCUGACCAAUGGAGAGGCCACUCAGAAGGAGGGGACGCAGCAGGCCAGCGAAGGCUACUUCAGUCAGUCCCAGGAGGAAGAGUUCGCCCAAUCAGAAGAGCUGUGUGCAAAGGCCCCGCCUCCGGUGUUCUACAACAAGCCUCCAGAAAUAGACAUCACCUGCUGGGAUGCAGACCCGGUACCCGAAGAGGAAGAGGGCUUCGAGGGUGGUGAUUAGUAGUGGCCGGUGCCCCCUGGCUGCCCUCGCCACGGCCGCCCACCUGAAGUGGCCUCUGGCCAGACGGCUCGCAGCGCCAGCAUUAGCAGCGGCCCCGCCUGGCCCGCACUCCGGAUUCCGGCGCUGGCCGGGGACCUGCUUCUCCACCCACAGGGCCUGACUUUUACAGCUUUGUCUUUUUUUUAAAGUUGAUAGACCUGUACAGUUGACCGGUUUUCCUCCCGUUGGUAGUUGAAACGAUGUUGCAGAUUCCGCCCCCUUCCCGCCCAGCCCAGAUUGUAGCUUAGUCCUCCCUGCUCGGCCGAGCAGCCAGGAGGCCUCACCCUGCUUGGGACCUGGUGGGGGGCGGGGGUUCCGGUGGGAGAAAGGUUCCCCCCCAUCACUUUUCCUAGUUUUCUGUUUCUUGGAAAAAAAAAAUCACUUUGUAUUCUCUAUCCAGGGCUUCAGAUAUUUUGCACGAAAUUUAAAACAUGGCAAUAAACGGCUCGUGGGCUCUGGCUCCCUGGGACCCGUC
Meriones unguiculatus (Mongolian gerbil) is the source of this 3334-nucleotide messenger RNA. RefSeq names its product drebrin 1 (gene Dbn1). Gene Ontology annotation, molecular function: actin filament binding. Gene Ontology annotation, biological process: neuron projection morphogenesis; positive regulation of axon extension; postsynaptic actin cytoskeleton organization. Bases 889 to 2820 code for a protein of 643 amino acids. The record is from RefSeq and is a predicted model, not a curated record. The transcript is spliced from 15 exons. Lineage: Eukaryota; Metazoa; Chordata; Mammalia; Rodentia; Muridae. Gene Ontology annotation, cellular component: plasma membrane; postsynaptic density; dendrite.